Messenger RNA from Naumovozyma dairenensis CBS 421, 5043 nucleotides. It is a transcript of the gene FIG2, whose product is annotated as Fig2p. The transcript has a single exon. Lineage: Eukaryota; Fungi; Ascomycota; Saccharomycetes; Saccharomycetales; Saccharomycetaceae. Bases 1 to 5043 code for a protein of 1680 amino acids. The record is from RefSeq and is a predicted model, not a curated record.
AUGCAUUCUCUCAAUUUGAUUACGGCAACGGCAUUGCUGUUUGUAAUGGUAAAUGGUCAGCUGCCAUUCUAUUCUAACUCCACUAAAACGGAGCUAUCAUCAUCAAAUAUAUUAUUCAGUUCAAAUCUCGGGUUAACUUAUACUGAGCCAGCUACAUCUGUUAUAUUAUCAGAUUCAUAUUCCCAACUUAUUGAAACAUCUGUCUUAUCUGUCUUAUCUGGCCUUUCUUCAAAGGUACCAACAACUAUAAUUUCAAGUGCUGAAAGCUCAACAGUAAUGACUCCACCUUUAGAUUUAUCUCUUACAGUCCAAGCAGAUGGGAUUUCUUCAGAAGAGUUUGCUUCAAUUGCACAUUCUACUCAAUCAUUACCACCUGUGAGUAUGUCUCCAUCAACAUUUUAUCCAUAUGAAUCUGCCCCUACUUCUGAUGCUGGCUCAUCAGACAGUUUCCCUUUAAUUAGUACCAUCGGUUCUUCAUUUAGUAUUACUACAGAACCAACCAGUGUGCUGAUCUCAUCAUCAAAUGUUACAACAAUCACAACUGCUUUACCAACAACUUUUACAAGUUCGUUGGAGAAUGGUGACGUCACUACUGUUACAACAUAUGUUUAUUCGACAUUUACUGAAACUACGUGCCCAACAUGUACUCAUGGCCAUUUGGAAUCAACAUCGUUUUUCUCGUCUUCGUCAUCCACAAUUGACUUGUCCACUUCUGACUUCAUAAUCCCUAAUUUAACGGAACCAACCUACGAAACAGGUAAAUGGGACUUGACAUCAUCAAGCGACUUCAUACCUUCUCCUACCGACAACCAUAUUGUAAGCCAAACAAAUGUGUCCCUACAUAUUACUACGCAAUCUAUCUCUCCUUCAAUUUCUACCUUAACGAGUUCCAAACAAACAUCUACAGUUCAAAAUUUACCAAGUAGUAUUGCAGGUAUCCAUUCAACACUUGCUAAUUCAUUUAAUAUAACUUCUCCUCCUGAUUCAACCGCAAUCUCCAGCAUCAAUAAUAUAAUAAGUAGCGUUCCAGUUACUUUAUAUCAACCAUCUUCAGUCGUUUCCAUAUCAAAUCAAUUAACAUAUACUACAACUGAACCUAACCUUUUAUUUUCGAGUGGAACUGCAACAAGACCAAUUCUAAACAAUACAGAUACAGUAUUAAACACAUCUUCUGAUUUGGUACCAGCAAGUAUAUUAAGUACGUCAAAUGAUACCUCAUCAACUAUAAUUCCUAAUACUAUAAUUGAGCAACCAAGUGUAUCCUCCACAAUCCGUAUGACGGUGACUCCUUUGGUUAACACAUCAGUCUCUUUGUCAGCCUUAACUAGUAUAGAAGUAUUGUCAUCAACACAGUUAUCAAAUAAUACGAUAUCAUUUAGUGAUAGCACGUACAAAGAAACCUCAACCACUGUGUAUUCUUCGGUUAUCGAUAAUGCCUCUUCUACUUUCUCGGAAUUUAUUACACGUAACUUAACCAAUCUUUCCACUUCCACAGUGACUCCUGAAUUGACCACAAUAACCACUACGACUGAUUCGAUUACCUCAUCUUAUAUCGCUAAGAAAUCAACGGUAACUACUGUCAUUAAUGAUAUCAUUACCAUUUAUACAACAUGGUGUCCAUUAACUUUAUCAAGUCAGGCCAUUACCUUCUCUGAUUCUUCUUCCAUGAAAGAAAAAAUUUCUACUUCAACUAUACCAGCUUUACUGUCAUCAAUUCCUUCAUCCAAUAGCAUGAUAAAUAAUGCAACAUCAAUGGAACCACCCACUUCAAGUAUUCCUAGUGUAUAUCCGGUCUCUACUUUUCAAUCAAGCGCAUAUACCCCUACCAUCUCAACAAUCAUUUCUAAAUAUUCAAAUACCAAUACUUCGUACAUUGCUAAAUUAUCCACAGUCACUACUACAGUUAAAGGUGUUGUUACUGAAUAUACAACUUGGUGCCCUCUAGAAGACCAAUCUAAAAGUACAACUACAUAUAGUAAGGGGAUAGAACCAACUGUCCCAGUAUUAUUAACUACAACGGAUACCAUCUCAGAUAAUACUACGAGCUCAAUACAAAUCGUCUUUUCUACUUCAACUACGUCGCACACUCAAACAUCAAAUAGUGAAUCACACCCUACUCUAACUAUCAGCUCCACAAGAAGAAGUGGUUAUACCGCAUUGGAAAGUAAAGCAACUUCUUCAUCACUAGCUUUGGGAAAUACCGACUCGAAUUAUCCACCACUCACCACCAGUGGAAGUAGAACCAUUUUCAAAACGACGACAUUGACUUCAUCUUCGGAUUUGUUAAGCCCACUAAGGUCAAUGUUCACUACUAAGCCUUCAUCCUCAUUAUUCGAAUCUGCAUAUUCAGUAUCUACCAUAUCCACUCACCAUGACAUCCUUCCAUCCAUUACUGCCACUUCACCAAUUGUCAACACUACAGUCAGGCCAACUACAGUUGUCAAUGAACUCGGAUUUUCAACAGUAGAAUUCCGUACAGUAGUACGCUCCAUCUGUACCACUACAGUUCAUGGUGUUGUUACUGAGUUUGUCACCUGGUGCCCAUUGACUUCCUAUGAAUUGGUUUCAAUUACUAUCCAUGUUCCCAAAACAGUUACUAUAACUACCGAAGUUUGUUCAAAUCAUAUGUGUUCAAAGACAACUAUCAUCACGACAGAAACGAUCAUACCAUCAACAGCUUCAUCUACUAAUCAGAUAUCUACGGCCAUGACAAGUACGCCAGCAUACCCAUCAACCUUGAAGAGUGUUUUCACCUCUUAUUCCGUGGCCGAACCCUGCUCAGGAGAACACUGUACAAAUCCAUCAACAGAAUUAUUAUCUACUUUCACAUCUACUACAAACAUAUUAGUAAGCUCUACUACGAAGUUGAUGUCAAGAUCCCUAUCAACAACGUCUUUAAGUUCGAUUUUCGAGUCUGUACCGACAACAGAGCCAUUACCAUCCUCUGAAUUCACCAGUACUUCAACUUCUAUCUCAUCCUCAAAUCUGCAGAAUUCUGAAUCUAUUUUUACACAUCAAUCUACUCAUAGAUCUGCAUCUGGAACUGGGCCUUUUUCUGUAUACUCUACAUCAACUCAACUAACUCAAUCUUAUAGUAUAUCGGCAACACUCCCUUCAUUGAGAAUACCGUCAAGAUCACCAUCCAGUGGUAACACAGUUCACCAUAUCAGCGGAACAAGCUCAUCUUCUCAUGUCGGUUCUAAUACAACCCCAUCAUCUGUUAAUGGUAAAACUUCACAAACAAGCUAUUCAUCAUGGUUUUCUCUUUCUACCGUUACCACAGUCAAAUCGGGCGUUACCACAAUGUACACUACUUGGUGUCCAAGAACAAGCAAAUCCACUACCUCUACGACUUCUACUACAUCCACUUCAUCUACUACUGGUACUACCUCUACUACCUCUACCACAUCUACUGUGUCAACUACCUCCACCACUUCAACAACUACUCAUUCUAUCUCGACUACAGUGGCCACACAUACCACGCCUACUGUGGAUACUAGUUUACCUAUUUCUAACAUAUAUACUACGCCUAGUACCACUACCAUCCACACCACUUCUACCAAAGCAACUACUUUAACCAUUGAUACUACUCCCAUGAUCCAUAUUAGUUCAGCUAUUUCUACCACUCAUACUAGUUCAAUUACUCCUAGAACCCGUAGCAGCGUUACUACUUCCACAAGUUCUACAAGACGUACUCCAUCUAUCAUUUCAACCACUCCUACAACGUCAGUCACCUUCACUCUUCGAAGCACUUCUAGCACUUCUCCAAAGCAAAAUACCGUACCAUCAAGUAGUCCAGCAUGUUUUGGGGGAGAUUGUAGCACUUCAAGAACACCAAUAACCGUUACAAAAUCCUCGUUUACUGAUUCUUGUUCUGAUAAUACGUGUCAAUCAGCCACUUCCUCUCAACCAAACACUACACCUGUCAAACCAUGUUCAGAUUCCCAAUGUUCAUCGAAAGUUGAAACCUCAUCAGCCUCUACUUCAUCGGCAAUUUUUACCAUUUCCACAGUUACCACUGUCAGGUCUGGAAUUACUACUAUAUAUACUACAUGGUGUCCAAGAACUGGUAAGAGUAGUACAUUAUGCAUUGGCCAUAAUUGUUCUCCAACACCAUCUUCAAGUUUUGAAAGCUCAAUGACAACUAGUAUUUCUUUUUCAACUCUAGUAUCAAUACCUGCUCUUAUAACCACUACAAGCCCUUCGGUACCUCAAUAUAUCAGUUCUACCUCAACUAUCUCAAGUGAUCGUACCAGCUCUACUAUAUGUUCGGGAUCCAAUUGUCCUGUUUCUUCCAUUCGAACACACACAACUCCAACAUCUACUACUAUUCCAGUAUUCACUACUUGCGAAGGAGAUACAUGCUCAACCGAUUUGAUUAGCAGUUCUAAUGUUUGUACUGGAGGUAAAUGCAAGUCCACUGUCAAUCCUGCAUCAUCAACAGCUAACUCCGACACAAGAAUAACUUCAACUGUGGUAUGCACCAAGUCUAAGUGUCAAACAAAAUUAGUAUCAUCAUCUACGACAUCUUCUAUUACCUUCUGUACUGGAAAUGAUUGUACUGAGUCAACUUCCAUCUCUUCCUCAACACUAUCUUCAUCAUUAUCUAGUCAAUUUACAAUUUUGACAUCUAUUUUCACACCAAAACCAGUGACCAGCAAAUCAUUAGUUACUAGUUCUUCUCGUAGCACUAUUCCAGUUACCACCAUGGUUCCAAUGACAAGAAUAUCAACGAAUUCACAAAAUCAAAAAGUAACCAUUACUAGUUCCAGUUCCAGUGUCUUAAAUUCAAUAACCACUAUAUUAGUUAGUACGGAAGUGCCCAUUAUAUCAACUCCAGAUAUAACCACUAUAAUCUAUACACAACCAUGCUCCAAUGGUGCUCUAUCUUUACCAUCUGCAACAACUAUAGCGACAUCUGUUAAGAAUCAACCUUCAAGUACAUGGAUUCAAACACCGGUAGUGACUACCUAUGCAGGAUCUGGAUCGAAGAUAACAAUAAGUUAUGGAUUAAUUGGUUUCAUAAUAAUGUUAUUUCUAUAA